AAUUCGGACACGGGACCAAAACAGUGCGGUAGUGUCACGCUUUUGGGUUUCAUGUGUUUCCUCCUAAUUUCCUAUUUUCUCUUCAAUUAUUCGUCAUGACAGACUACAAGGAAGAACAGAAUAACGAAAUUGAGGCCCUGGAGUCCAUAUAUCCAGAAGAAUUUGAGAUAAUUGAUAUAGAACCAAGGCACAAGUUCAGAAUUACUGUCAAAUCCGAAGGCUCUGAUCCAUAUGAUGAGAUUCAGACGUUACCAGCAACUAUUAUCCUCAACUUUGAAUACACUCCAACGUAUCCAGAUGAACCCCCAGUCAUGGAAGUCACAGCUGUUGAAAACAUAGAAGAGGAAGAGCUGGAUGAUUUAAGAACGAAACUUAACGAGCAGUGUGAGGAGAACCUGGGGAUGGUUAUGGUGUUCACGCUUGUCUCAUACUCAUUGGAGUGGCUCACCACACACAUGGAAGGCAUUGCUCUCAGCACCAAAGAAGAAUUGGAUCGCAAGAAGAAAGAGCAGGAAGAGAUAGAUCGGAAAAAGUUUGAAGGUACCAGAGUGACUGUAGAAACGUUUCUUGCUUGGAAAGCGAAGUUUGAUACGGAGAUGCAAGCACUCCGAUCUGAGAAAGACAGGGAGGAUGAGAAGAACAAAAAACCAACGGGUAGAGAGCUCUUCAUGAAGGACGUCACUUUGAAUGAGUCGGAUCUUAGCUUCCUUGGUGAAGGAGAAGGUGAGGUGACUGUUGAUGAGAGUUUAUUCCAAGACCUGGAUGACUUAGACCUCGAGGAUGAAGAUGACGAGGAUUAUGUUCCAGGAGCGGAUGAUGACAUAUCUGAUUAGAAACUUUAAAUAAAUAUCAUUUCAUUAUCAUAUCUUUUUUUUCUCUCUCACUCUCGUGGUUUCCCAUCAUGAAUUUGUUUUAGUCAUGGAUACUGGCUCAUGAAUUUUUUUUUUUUCUUUCUUUCUUUCUUUUUUUUAUACAUCCGUUUUUGCAGAAGAUGUCUCUUCAAAUGUAAUGUUUGUUUGUGUUUCUUAUUAGCUAAAAUUAGCCCUCUUAUUUAUUUGGAAAAGUUGUUUUGAUAAUGCAUUUGUAAAUAAAACAUUUAACAAAAAUGGAGAUUACUUCAGUUGUUUCAGAGGUUAUUUAGUUGGGGAGUGUCACCGAAAUUAUUAUCUUUGUUUAUUUGUUUUACAUACAGAAUUAGAUCAUGCAAAUAGACAGUUGCUUAUAAAGACCAUUUUUUUAUUUUUGUUUCAUUCACCAUGAUUGUUAUUUUUAUACAGUUUAAACCAUUUGUAUCAAGUUGUUUUUACUUAGAUUUCAUCAAUAGAGGAGUCAGUAUGAUGCAUUAGCCCUCAAUAAAAUGUUAAAUCUGU
Molecule: messenger RNA, 1370 nt
Organism: Penaeus monodon (black tiger shrimp)
Lineage: Eukaryota; Metazoa; Arthropoda; Malacostraca; Decapoda; Penaeidae
Product: RWD domain-containing protein 1-like
Exons: 5
Coding region: 96-833 (245 amino acids)
Biological process (GO): cytoplasmic translation
Molecular function (GO): protein binding
Source: RefSeq, a predicted model, not a curated record